UCAAUUUUUAAAUUGCGUAAGUAUAGUAUAAGAUGUUUUAACUCUACCACCAAACUAUAUACUAUGUAGGAAGGUUGCAGAAAUUGAUAAUUGUUGUUUGGAAGUUGGAAUAGGCGUAAUUAGAGAUAAAUUUGUUUUUGCUAUGGGAGGUGAGUAUAUAUUGAGUUCUAAUUCUGUUAGUAUGCUUGAUGUAUGGUAUCUUCAUUAUCAUCACCUUGUUGGGUACCGUUGGCAGAUAUGUUAGUUCGUCGAAAAAACCUAGGAGUUGGUGUAUUAUAUGAUUGUAUAAUAUAUGCUGUAAAUAGGCGGGAAUGGUAUUUUUGGUGGUACUUAAAUACCGUAGAAGUUUUUGAUAACAGUAUUAAAAUAUGGAGAAUGGUUACUAGUAUGAAUACUGAUAGAAGUGGUUUUGUUGUUGGUGUACUCAAUGAUCAUUUAUAUGCGGUAGGAGGUUAUGAUGGUUCAUAUAGUUUGAAGUCUGUCGAAUGUUAUGAUCCCAGAAAUGACACAUGGAUACCCGUUGCAGAUAUGUCUGUACAGUGUACAUCACGACAUAUGGUCGUGACAUAAAUUAUUACAAUCUUAGGCUUAUAGACCAAGUGAUGGAGUAUGGUCUCGAGUUUCUGAUAUGAAUUUAAGCAGAUACAAACCUGGAGUAGUCGCACUAGAUGGUUUAUUGUAUGUGGUGGAGUUGAAGAAUCAAAUUAUUUUACUAUAGAAGUGUAUGUCGUAUGACCCUAAUACCAAUACCUGGUCCAUGAAAAAGCUGUGUAAAAAUGACAAAGUCUUCCAAAUAUAUAGUGGAGUAGUGGUUAAUAUACCACCAAAUUAUACAACUCAAUAGCAUUUUUAAUAAAACUUUUAAUAAGUCUAUCAACAUUUGUUUUUACGAAAAAAAUUGUUGUAAAUUUAAGUCAAAUAAUUAAGCUAUAAAAAUAUUUAAAUUAUUAUAUUAUUUACUUAACUAUUUGAAUGUUAUCU
Messenger RNA from Rhopalosiphum padi (bird cherry-oat aphid), 981 nucleotides. Its product is annotated as kelch-like protein 5. NCBI's taxonomy places the organism in Eukaryota, Metazoa, Arthropoda, Insecta, Hemiptera, Aphididae. The record is from RefSeq and is a predicted model, not a curated record. Bases 193 to 570 code for a protein of 125 amino acids. Gene Ontology annotation, molecular function: protein binding. The transcript has 4 exons.